Diaporthe batatas is the source of this 378-nucleotide messenger RNA. RefSeq lists its product as uncharacterized. The record is from RefSeq and is a predicted model, not a curated record. NCBI's taxonomy places the organism in Eukaryota, Fungi, Ascomycota, Sordariomycetes, Diaporthales, Diaporthaceae. The transcript has 2 exons. Bases 1 to 378 code for a protein of 125 amino acids.
AUGGCAUCCGCUGCUUCCGGAGUAAUUUCCCCACAGGCCGACGACUCCUUCGAGCUGUACGACCUCCGAAUUGAGGUGGUGUGCCCUCCAGGAGAGAGGAUCAUGUGCGGUGCCAAAGAGGGUGACUACUUCUCUCUCGAGGGAGAGAUGAUGUACCUUCCUCCCGGUCAGGGCAUCAGCAUCUACAGUCUGGCUUCUGUCCUUCCGCUUCUUGCGGCGAAACAGCGCGUCACGCACGUCAACGACUGGAUGACCUCAGAUGCGCUGAUCGCCUGCCCGGAUCCCAACUGCAAAUCUCAGCUGAAGAUAGUGCGGACGGGCAAGAGGAGGUUCAGCCAUGCUGAGACGACGGUUGUUGGGUUGGAGGGAAACAGUUAG